AUUGGAUUUUAUUCUAAAUAUAGGAAGCCAGGAGUUAUUUUAAAAAUAAAUAGGAAUCACAAGAGGUAUUUUAAAAAUAAAAAAUAAAAAACUCUAGUUACUCUGUGGGAAACGAAUUGGAAAUGACCAAACUGGGAGCUUGUGGCAGAACGGAAACCUAAUCUAUUGUCCUGACUUAGAGGAAGGGACAAAUAUUUACUUAGCAAGCCUUUACGUGCCAAGCUGUUCUAAACGCUGAGGAUGAACAAACCAGAGUUCCUGCCUUCACGGUGUUCACAGACUAGCGGGCAGAAGACAGACACAGCACGUGUGGCGGUGUAGAGGGCUUGGUUCCAAGAGCCGAUAAGGAGGACCCUGGCGACUGCCUAGUCCAAAAGCCCUAGCUAGAGCAAGAUCAACUUGUACUGCCCUUAGUACAGCCACGUGAGUGGGGUGACCAUCGACCUUAACCAAAAAGAUGUCAAGGCUUUCCUCCUCCUCACUCCCGCGUCCCCCGUCUCAGGGAGAGUCUCCCAGCUAGACCCCAGCAGCCUCAGCACACACGGCACGGGGCGACAGCUUCCGGGGGCGGGGCCCGGUCUCUCUCUGCGUCCACCGCGCCUGCUCCCCGGACGAAACCCGCGGACAGGGCUUUAGGUUCGCCGGAAUCCCACGCUCCCGACUUCUGCUUCCGGGUCGGAGCCAUGGCGGUGGCAAAUUCAAGUCCUGUUAACCCCGUGGUGUUCUUUGAUGUCAGCAUUGGCGGUCAGGAAGUUGGCCGCAUGAAGAUCGAGCUCUUUGCAGACGUUGUGCCUAAGACGGCCGAGAACUUUAGGCAGUUCUGCACCGGAGAAUUCAGAAAAGAUGGGGUUCCAAUAGGAUACAAAGGAAGCACCUUCCACAGGGUCAUAAAGGAUUUCAUGAUUCAGGGUGGAGAUUUUGUUAAUGGAGAUGGUACUGGAGUUGCCAGUAUUUACCGGGGGCCAUUUGCCGAUGAAAAUUUUAAACUUAGACACUCAGCCCCAGGCCUGCUUUCCAUGGCAAAUAGUGGUCCGAGUACAAAUGGCUGUCAGUUCUUUAUCACCUGCUCUAAGUGCGAUUGGCUGGAUGGGAAGCAUGUGGUGUUUGGAAAAAUCAUCGAUGGACUUCUAGUGAUGAGAAAGAUUGAGAAUGUUCCCACAGGCCCCAACAAUAAGCCCAAGCUGCCUGUGGUGAUCUCACAGUGUGGGGAGAUGUAGUCCAAAGACUGAAUCAGCACCUCCCAGGAGCCUGCCCACAGCUGUGGCUAACAUCAGUUGUGAAUCCGUCGCUGAUCCCUCCACCUCCUCUUCCAGGUCUAAGCCCAGACAGUGGUUCCCACCUGGGUGCUCCCGCAGCACUUGGUUCAUCUCUCCACUGUGGCAUUUAACACACUGUAUCACAAAUAUGUCGGUCUGUUUUUCCCUGGACUGAGAUCAUGCUGACUAACAUAGUGCUUGGUCUGACAGAGCUUAGGUCUUGGCACACCAUGCAGCUUACAAAGUACAUUUAUGCAUUUUCAUACAUUUUGCUUGAGGGCCCACAAUUAAACUUCAGUCUGUGCCUACAGUACGAUCGAUGCCAGCACUCAUUGUCCACUGGAGCAAGGUGUGGCAUGUCUGAGGAAUGGCAGGAGGAGGGGGACAAUAGUAUCUGAGUGUA
Molecule: messenger RNA, 1659 nt
Organism: Macaca mulatta (Rhesus monkey)
Lineage: Eukaryota; Metazoa; Chordata; Mammalia; Primates; Cercopithecidae
Gene: PPIH
Product: peptidylprolyl isomerase H
Biological process (GO): protein peptidyl-prolyl isomerization; protein folding
Cellular component (GO): cytoplasm; intracellular membrane-bounded organelle
Molecular function (GO): peptidyl-prolyl cis-trans isomerase activity; cyclosporin A binding
Source: RefSeq, a predicted model, not a curated record